CUCUAUAAUUUCCAUCUCUCUCUCUCUCUCUCCCUCUCUCAUUUCUCUCUCUAAACUACAAUACAUGGGUUCCUCGGGUGGCAGCAGAUUGAACACUUCUCCUCCCACCUUCUCUUUUUCAUCCCAAUUCUCAUCUUUCAGUGACCUCCUUGCUAGUGGAAAUAGUAAUGAAGAUGAUCAGAAAACUACAUUCGGUUGGGGACUUUCCGAUCGAAACGACGUCGAAAUUCCGAAGUUCAAGUCUAUUCCACCUCCCUCACUACCCCUUUCUCCUCCUCCUGUCUCUCCUUCAUCUUUCCUUGCUUUCCCUCCUAAUACUAGUAGUCUAAGCCCCACUAAUUGGCUCUUGGAUUCACCUGCUUUCCUCUCUUCUAAUAUUCUUCCAACACCAACCGCUGGGGCUUUUGCUGGUCUGGACUUCAAGGAUGAGGAAAAGCGCUUUUCUGAUUUCUCUUUCCAACCCCAAACAAGGCCUAAUUCUUCAUCUUCAGCAUCCUUAUUUCAGUCAUCUGCCAAAAUGGAUUCAUCGGAAGAAUCUCUCAAAGGAAAACCAGAAGGAUGGAGUUUCAAUGAAUCAACAAAACAAACAGAAUUCACAACAGAGAGAACCAAAGUGAAACCAGAAUUUGCCCCGAGUCAGAGUUUCUCCCCUGAAAUCACCACAACCCAAACAAACAUGCAUAACAAUGCUGCUGCUCUCCAGUCCAACCAUGUCCAACACACUCAACCAUCAAUGGGUAUUAGAGAGCAAAGAAGAGCAGAAGAUGGAUAUAAUUGGAGAAAAUACGGACAAAAACAAGUGAAAGGAAGCGAAAAUCCGCGCAGCUAUUACAAGUGCACACACCCUAAUUGUCCAACCAAGAAGAAAGUCGAGAGAGCUAUUUCGGAUGGACAUAUAACUGAGAUAGUGUACAAGGGAAGCCACAACCAUCCCAAACCUCAGUCGACUAGAAGAUCAUCUUCACAAUCAAUUCAACCUUCGGCAUAUGCCAGCUCAGAAAUGUCGAAUCAAUCAAAUUCACUACUUGGAAAUGGACAAAUGGAGUCUGUGGCCACACCAGAGAAUUCUUCAGCUUCUUUUGGUGAGGAUGACUUCAAUCAAGGCUCUCCAAUGAGUAAAUCAGGAGAAGACAAUGAAAACGAACCGGAGGCCAAAAGAUGGAAGGGAGAGAAUGAAAAUGAGGCUAUAUCAGCUUCUGGGAGUAGAACCGUCCGAGAACCUAGAAUUGUUGUUCAAACAACAAGUGACAUUGACAUUCUGGAUGAUGGAUAUAGAUGGAGAAAAUAUGGACAAAAAGUAGUCAAGGGCAAUCCGAAUCCAAGGAGCUACUACAAAUGCACGUAUGUGGGUUGUCCGGUGAGGAAGCACGUUGAGCGAGCAUCCCAUGAUGUGAGGGCUGUGAUAACCACUUACGAAGGGAAACACAACCAUGACGUUCCUGCACCACGCGGUAGUGGUGGUUAUGCUGUGAAUAGACCGUCCGGUAAUGGCAACUGCAAUGCGCCCAUGGCCAUUAGGCCAAUGCCAGUAGCCAAUAAUAUGAACCCUACAACAAAUUACUCAAAUCCCCUUCUCAAUACAAGGAUGCCAACAACAAAAGUUCAGGCACCAUACACAUUAGAGAUGCUGCAGAGCCCCGGGAGUUUCGGAUUCUCUGGGUUCGGGAACUCGACAGACUCCCACAUGAACCAAGCACAAUUUACAGAUAAUGGGUUCCCCAAAACCAAGGAGGAACCUAAGGAUGACUUCUUUGACAACUUUCUGUGCUGAGAUUCCUUGGGAGAAGAUUCUGGAAACAAUGAGUUUCAUCAAUGACUUUAGUUUUUGUAGUGUGUAACCGCAUAGGAUUUUGGCUAUGUAAAGGAUAGAUCUCCUAUAAAAGGAGUUGAGAUUCAUUUGUUCAUUUGUUUUGAGGUCCUCUUAAGUUUAGAACACUGGGCCUCUUUUACUUUAUGUUAGUUAUAUCAUGUUCAAUUCUUGCAUUUUCAUAUUGCAGAUAAUAAUUUGUUAAAAAGCCUCUA
Cornus florida is the source of this 2022-nucleotide messenger RNA. RefSeq names its product probable WRKY transcription factor 33. Gene Ontology annotation, molecular function: DNA-binding transcription factor activity; sequence-specific DNA binding. Lineage: Eukaryota; Viridiplantae; Streptophyta; Magnoliopsida; Cornales; Cornaceae. The transcript is spliced from 5 exons. The record is from RefSeq and is a predicted model, not a curated record. Gene Ontology annotation, biological process: regulation of DNA-templated transcription. Bases 65 to 1771 code for a protein of 568 amino acids.